AUGAAAGUCGUAUUCGAGGGUGACAAGGGUCCAGCUGGAUUCCUUGGAGAUUGGGUUGAAAAGUGUCGUGGAGGUCGUGAUGUCGUGGGGCAUGGAAUCAAAAGAGAGGAUGUUCGGCCAGGGCUUGAGAAACAUGAAGCUUGCGGGGAGCAUAAUGCCAUGGUUUUGUUUCCGAUGAGAUCUGUGCUCUCUUCUGACGGUUUGAAAUUAUUGUUUGCACGCCGGACUAUAAAGAGUUUGGAAGCUUGGUUUUUGACUCUAUGGGGUGUAGGAUCAGAAAAAUCUGAGGUCCAAAGUCGAUUACUCAGAGGGGCUCGAGUGCCAAAAAAUGCAGUUGAAACGUUUUCACUACAAUGA
Melampsora larici-populina 98AG31 is the source of this 357-nucleotide messenger RNA. RefSeq lists its product as uncharacterized. The coding region runs from base 1 to 357 and encodes 118 amino acids. The transcript has 4 exons. The record is from RefSeq and is a predicted model, not a curated record. NCBI's taxonomy places the organism in Eukaryota, Fungi, Basidiomycota, Pucciniomycetes, Pucciniales, Melampsoraceae.